AUGGUCAGCUCCUGUUGUGGUUCCGUCUGCUCUGACCAGGGCUGUGGACUGGAGACCUGCUGCCGCCCCAGCUGCUGCCAGACCACCUGCUGCAGGACCACCUGCUGCCGCCCCAGCUGCUGCCGCCCCUGCUGCUGCCUGCGUCCAGUCUGUGGCCGAGUCUCCUGCCACACCACUUGCUAUCGCCCAACCUGUUCCUGCUGCAGCCCCAACUGCUGUCAGACCACCUGCUGCAGGACCACGUGCUGUCGUCCCAGCUGCUGUGUGUCCAGCUGCUGCAGGCCCCAGUGCUGCCAGUCUGUGUGCUGCCAGCCCACCUGCUGCCACCCCAGCUGCUGUCAGACCACCUGCUGCAGGACCACCUGCUGCCGCCCCAGCUGCUGUGUGUCCAGCUGCUGCAGGCCCCAGUGCUGCCAGUCUGUGUGCUGCCAACCCACCUGCUGCCGCCCCAGCUGCUGCAUCUCCAGCUGCUGCCGUCCCUCUUGCUGUGAAUCCAGCUGCUGCCGCCCCUGCUGCUGCCUGCGUCCAGUCUGUGGCCGAGUCUCCUGCCACACCACUUGCUAUCGCCCAACCUGUGUCAUCUCCACCUGCCCCCGCCCCUUGUGCUGCACCUCCUCUUGCUGCUGAACCCCCUGCCCUGGCUCACCUCCCACUUCACCGCUGGCCCACAGAUGUAGACCCUUCUUCUGUGCUGGCUAUGAGGACACAUGGAGUGGGGUUGAUGUCAUUCAGCAGGGUUGUUUCCAAUGAGCCCAUCACCAUCCCGCUGACUCUGUGAGAACAUUCUGGUUCAUUGUAAACUCCCUCCCUUGCUUUCUUUUUCUUCCAGUCAUGGCACCAAAUGUGAAUUAAUUUGUAAUUCACUAGCUAAGAAAUUAUUCCAAUCCUCUAAAUUCCUCAUUUUUUAAAUCAUUUUGAGCCGAUAGAGUAUCCUUCCCAAUGAGGUAGACAUUAUCUCCCUAUCAAACAUUAUUUGUCUGUCAGCCUUUCAGUCAUUCUUUCCUCUUGCAAAGCUAGGAGGCUUUGCCUCCCAUGCUCUCCUGCUUUCUCCCUGCUCUCUCUUUGCCUUUCUGUUUGAUCACGUUUGCCAGCAUUUUUCUAUUUUAUUAGUUCUUUAUUGUGUUCACAAAAUAUAUUUUAUUAAACUUUUCAUGUAGAAA
Cercocebus atys (sooty mangabey) is the source of this 1160-nucleotide messenger RNA. RefSeq names its product keratin-associated protein 4-12. NCBI's taxonomy places the organism in Eukaryota, Metazoa, Chordata, Mammalia, Primates, Cercopithecidae. Bases 1 to 627 code for a protein of 208 amino acids. The record is from RefSeq and is a predicted model, not a curated record. The transcript is spliced from 2 exons. Gene Ontology annotation, cellular component: keratin filament.